Molecule: messenger RNA, 7253 nt
Organism: Pipistrellus kuhlii (Kuhl's pipistrelle)
Lineage: Eukaryota; Metazoa; Chordata; Mammalia; Chiroptera; Vespertilionidae
Gene: NKTR
Product: natural killer cell triggering receptor
Exons: 17
Coding region: 192-4577 (1461 amino acids)
Biological process (GO): protein peptidyl-prolyl isomerization; protein folding
Cellular component (GO): nucleus
Molecular function (GO): peptidyl-prolyl cis-trans isomerase activity
Source: RefSeq, a predicted model, not a curated record
GUGCUCUCGCGGUAUUUGUUCAGACUCUCGCGGGGUUUAGCGUGGCACUGGGAGGCUGGGCUGGGGGAAGGGGGAGGUGGUCCGUUAUCGGCGUUGUGUUUCGGCCGCUGUGACCGCGCUCUCUCCUCUGUGCACGGGGAGCUGCUCAGGCUGGAGGCCAGCCAGCUCUUCCCGCCACCGCCUCGGUAGCGAUGGGGGCGCAGGACCGGCCGCAGUGCCACUUUGACAUCGAGAUCAACCGGGAGCCGGUUGGUCGCAUUAUGUUUCAGCUCUUCUCAGACAUAUGUCCAAAAACAUGCAAAAACUUCCUUUGCCUAUGCUCAGGGGAGAAAGGCCUUGGGAAAACAACUGGGAAGAAGUUAUGUUAUAAAGGUUCCACGUUCCAUCGUGUGGUUAAAAACUUUAUGAUUCAGGGUGGGGACUUCAGUGAAGGUAAUGGAAAAGGUGGAGAAUCAAUUUAUGGUGGCUAUUUUAAAGAUGAAAACUUUAUUCUCAAACAUGACAGAGCGUUCCUUUUGUCAAUGGCAAAUCGAGGGAAACAUACCAAUGGUUCCCAGUUUUUCAUUACCACCAAACCUGCUCCGCACCUGGAUGGGGUGCAUGUUGUCUUUGGACUAGUUAUUUCCGGAUUUGAAGUAAUCGAACAAAUUGAAAAUCUGAAAACUGAUGCUGCAAGCAGACCUUAUGCAGAUGUGCGAGUUAUUGACUGUGGGGUACUUGCCACAAAAUCAACAAAAGAUGUUUUUGAGAAAAAAAGGAAGAAACCAACUCAUUCAGAAGACUUGGAUUCCUCUUCCAAUUCCUCUUCCUCUUCAGAAUCAUCUUCGGAAAGUGAAGUUGAACGUGAGAGAAGCAGAAGAAGGAAGCGUAAGAGGAGGCCAAAAGUUAAACAUUCAAAAAAAAGACGAAAGGAAGCAAGUAGUUCAGAAGAGCCAAGGAAUAAGCAUGUAGUGAGUCCAAAAGGUCAUUCUGAAAGGAGUGAUAACAAUGAAAAAAGGUCAGUCGAUUCAAAUGCUAAAAGGGAGAAGCCUGUGGUCCGCCCAGAAGAGAUACCCCCGGUGCCCGAGAACCGAUUCUUACUGCGAAGAGAUAUGCCUCUGGUCACAGUGGAACCUGAACCGAAGAUUCCUGAUGCUACACCCAUUGUAAGUGAUCAGAAACCAUCGGUGUCAAAGUCUGGACGGAAGAUUAAAGGAAGGGGCACAAUUCGCUAUCACACACCUCCAAGGUCAAGGUCCUGCUCUGAAUCGGAUGACGAUGACAGCAGUGAGACUCCUCCUCACUGGAAAGAGGAGAUGCAGAGACUGAGAGCGUACAGACCUCCUAGUGGGGAAAAGUGGAGUAAAGGAGAUAAGUUAAGUGACCCCCGUUCAAGCCGAUGGGAUGAAAGAAGCUUGUCCCAAAGAUCGAGAUCAUGGUCUUACAAUGGAUAUUAUUCAGAUCUUAGUACAGCAAGACACUCUGAUGGUCACCAUAAAAAACGCAGAAAAGACAAAAAAGUUAAACACAAAAAGAAAGCUAAAAAGCAAAAACAUUGCAGAAGACACAAGCAGACUAAGAAGAGAAGAAUUAUUGUACCAUCUGACAUAGAAUCCUUGAAAUCUUCUACCCGGCGAAUGAAGUUCUCUUGUGAUAGAGAAAGGCGAUCUCGUUCUUCCUCACUAUCAUCUCAUCACUCAUCCAAGAGGGACUGGUCUAAAUCUGAUAAGGCUGAACAGAGCUCCUCCACCCAUUCCAGCAGAGACUCAUACAGAUCCAAAUCUCACUCCCAGUCCUACUCUAGAGGAAGCUCCAGAUCAAGGACUCCAUCGAAAUCCUCCUCACAUUCUCGAAGUAGAUCGAAGUCCAGAUCUAGUUCCAAGUCAGGGCACCAACGGACAGCAUCAAAAUCCCCCAAAAGAACAGCCUGUCAGCUAAGUGAAAAUAAACCAGUGAAAACAGAACCUUUAAGAGCAACAGUGCCACAAAAUGAAACCUUACUAGUACCACAGCCAGUGGUGGCAGAACAUAUUCCUGUAAUCCCACUGAGUGACAGUCCCCCUCCUUCCAGGUGGAAGCCUGGACAGAAGCCCUGGAAGCCCUCUUAUGAGCGAAUUCAGGAAAUGAAAGCAAAAACAACCCAUUUGCUAUCUAUCCAAAGCACUUACAGUUUAACAAAUACUAAGGAGACUGGUAGUUCAUCAUCUUACAAUAAAAGAGAAAAAAAUUCCGAAAGUGAUCAGAGUGCCUAUUCAAAAUACAGUGAUAGAAGUUCAGAAAGUUCCCCAAGGUCAAGGAGCAGAUCCUCUAGGAGUAGGUCUUAUUCCAGAUCAUACUCAAGGUCGAGAAGUGUCGCUAGUUCACGUUCGAGGUCUAGGUCUCCCUCAUCUAGAUCUCAUUCACGAGAUAAAUACAGCGAUCGCUCACAGUGUAGCAGAUCAUCUUCAUACUCUUCUGUUAGCAGUGAUGCCGGGAGACGAGCAAAGAGAAAACUUAGAUCCAGUGGGAAAAACAGCACUUCCAAUAAAAAGCAGAGCAGCAGCUCUGAAAAGGCACCUAGCAAUAAAUAUACCAAAGGCAGAGACAAGUCUUCGUGCCUGAGAAAGUACAGCGAAAGCAGGUCGUCGUCAGAUGAUUCUUCAGACAGCGAACACUCAGAUGUUCAGGUGACACAGUCAGCCCAGGAGAAAGAGAAGCAAGUCCAAAUGGAAACGAAUAACAGACGAGAGAAAAACAGAGAUGAAGAGAAAUCCAAGCCUGAACGGGAAUGCCCGCGUUCCAAAAAAAGAACUUUGAAAGAGAAUCUUUCUGAUCACGUUAGAAAUGCCAGUAAGCCCAAGAGGAAGAAUUAUGCUGGGAGUAAAUGGGACUCUGAAUCGAAUUCCGAACGAGAUGUCACUAAGAACAGUAAAAAGAAUUCCCUGCCAUCUUCUGAUAAGGAGGAAGGUGAGGCCACAUCGGAUUCUGAAUCAGAGUCUGGUGAAAUUCACAUCAAAGCCAAACCCACAACCAAGUCUUCAAGUUCUUCCCUGCCCGAUGGUGAUGGUGCUUGGAAGUCAAGCAAACAGCAGUCAUCAACCUCUGAUUCUGAGGGCUCCUUUUGCAACUCAGAAAACCCUAGAGGGAAGCCAAGGAAGCACAAACACGGGUCAAAGGAAGCUCUGAAAAGGGAACACUCCAAAAAAGGGAAAGAGAAACUGAAAGGGAAAAAAGACAAAAAGCAUAAGGCCCCCAAACGAAAACAGGCAUUUCACUGGCAGCCUCCACUGGAAUUUGGUGAAGAGGAGGAAGAGGAGAGUAAUGAAAAGCAAGUGACUCGGGAGUCACAGGAGAAAAAACAAGCUUCUGAAAACAGUGAAACUACAAAAGAAAAUAGCCCCCAAACAGAGAAGCCCUGUGAAGACAGCAGCCUUCCAGAUACACAGAAUGCAAUCACGAUUUCAUCAGAUACUGAGCAGCCGGCCGCCGACGAGAGUAAACUCAGCAUUUCUCCCCCACCUUUAGCUGCUGAGGAAAAUGUUGCUAGUUCUCCCCCAGACACUCAGCACAUUGAGGACAGCGACCCAGGCGGAGUGGAAGACAUGUUUCAUGCAGAUGACAACAUGGAGAUUUGUACUCCUGAUAGGAGUUCCCCAGCAAAGGCGGAGGCAGCAUCCCCUCUCGGAAAUUCGAGGCUUGCCACCCCAGACCCGGACAUAGCUGAAAAGCCGGCAGAGCAUCCUGCGGCAGAGGUGGGGAAACAGGAAAGCAGCGUGUCUGAAAGCCCCACGGCGCGGGAGGUGGGGAAACCCGACAGCAGCUCUGCUGCGGGCGCAGCCGGUGCCGUGGAAAGCACGGUGAAGAGGGAGGCGGCCGAAAGGGGUCAGGCCAGCCUCCUGGACAAUAAAUGGAAGCCCCUGCAAGGGGUGGGAAACCUGGCAGCGCCGCCGGCUACAUCCAGUGCUGUGGAAGUGAAGGCAUUGACGGCUGUGCCUGAAGUGAAGCCACAAGGCCUGAGAAUAGAAAUUAAAAGCAAAAAUAAAGUUCGGCCUGGAUCCCUCUUUGAUGAAGUGAGAAAGACGGCACGCUUAAACCGGAGGCCACGAAAUCAGGAGAGUUCAAGUGAUGAGCAGACACCUAGCCGGGAUGGUGACAGCCAAUCCAGGAGUCCAAGUCGAUCUCGGAGCAAAUCUGAAACCAAAUCUAGACAUAGAACCAGGUCCGUCUCCUACAGCCACUCACGAAGUCGAUCUCGAAGUUCCACAUCCUCUUAUCGAUCUAGAAGCUACUCCAGAAGUCGGAGCAGAGGGUGGUACAGCAGAGGCCGCACAAGAAGUCGGAGCAGUUCCUCCCGCAGUUACAAAAGUCAUAGGACGUCCAGCAGGAGCAGGUCCAGGAGCAGCUCAUACGAUCCCCACAGCCGGUCCAGGUCCUACACUUACGACAGCUACUACAGCAGGAGCCGCAGCCGCAGCCGCAGCCAGAGGAGCGACAGUUACCACCGAGGCAGAAGCUACAAAAGGCGGUCCAGGAGCUGUAGGUCUUACGGCUCUGACAGUGAAAGUGACCGAAGUUACUCUCAUCGCCGGAGUCCCAGUGAAAGCAGCAGAUACAGUUGAAAAUGUCCCCUUUUUUGAUACGAAUUAUAUCUUAUUUGUAAAUAACUGGUAACUUAAAAGUUUAAGAAACUUAAUGGCAGUCUGUUGUUCUAUUUCAAUAUUAGAGCUGAACUUCAAAAAUAGGCACUUCUUAAUUGUUACUUGUUCAUUUACUUGUGUUCAAAAUUUAAAAUACAGAUAUGUCUCCUAAAAAUAUUUUUAUGCCACAUUUUGCAGUAGCCAACUAUGGAAGUGAAUUUCAUUUUCUUGAAUCAAGAAACCAUGACAUUUUAGUAUAAGUUGCAGUAUUAUUUUAGAGAGACAUUUCCUCUCCAUCUCGUGUUCCUUAGAAGGCAGGGGUUUUUGCCCAUUUUUCAGGUUCAGUAUUUGCUGCCAAGCACAGACCUGUGGGGAGCUAUUAAAGGUGGCCAAAUGUUUAUAUAUCAGUUACAGAGUCUUAACACAUACGUGCUCUUAAAAUCAAACCACCUAGAUCGAUACUGAUGGUAGCCAGGAACAUGAGAUAGUGGAUUUGGGGCUCUUAAUUCAUUCCUUCUGUGUUGUCUCAGAGGAUCAGGAAAGUGGUCAUUACACAGCCCACUGUCUGUAUGACUUCAUGUUGGCAGGCGUGGCUAAGAAUGAAUCAGCCUUAACUAUAGUACCUGCACUCACUGGCCAGAGCACCUAAUGGUUCAUGUGCUUUCUAAUAAGUAUGACCAGAAGUUUGGACUGUAAAGUCAUUCUACUCCACUUCACCCUUUGGUGCUUGGUACCUUUUGGUGCCUCUAAGCAUUGCUCUUCGAUACCAUAUGUUAACAAUUGUUUUUACUCACUGGCACCAAACAUGGUUCUUCUCAGCCGUAUUCACUGAAUAUUUGGAGGGGUUGUCUCAGGCCAUGAUGUGUGCUAGGCCUCCUGGACCAGACAGGAUUGGCAAAAGGGGUUGUGUGGCCAGUCAGUCUCCUUGGACCAGACAGGAUUGGCAAAAGGGGUUGUGUGGCCAGUCAGUCUCCUUGGCUGGCAUGGUGCCUGUGGAAGGGUGGAUUGAAGAAUGGACUUCAAAAGUAAUACCAACAUCUACCUGCCUCCAUCCCGCACAUUGUGCGGGCCUUCUGGGUCUUUCAAGAAGAGACAAAGCAGUAGUUGGAUGGUUCUAAGUGGUUUUCCUGUUUCCGCUGUGGCCACACUGACUCAGUGAAGCCUUGGUGAUACGAGGAAAACCAGGACAACAGUCAGGGAGAGAGAUGAAUGGGAUUGCAUAAAUCACACAUUCACAGUACGGGGUGGUUCCUCCAAAAAUGACUUGACCUGUAAAAAUCGGUGUGAUUUUUUUUUUUUUUAAAUCUAGUUGGAGUUUUUUCCACAAGUGUACUUAAUCACCUCAGUGCCAGUUUAGUCCAGGUAUGCAGAAGAAAUGCAUAUGGGAUGUCUGAUGUAGAACUCUGUGCCAUCCUCCCCCGGGCCUUGCCUGGUGUACUUGGGAUGUGGGGAAGAACCCUCAGUUGGAAGGAUUGGACAACCCUUGCUGGGUGGAAAGAUGAUCUUGGAUGUAUUCAAACCAUUACCCAUAAAAGGCUCAUUAACAGGGUUCCGAGGUCUUGUUUGCCAAGUUGAUAGAUAAGAGUACAUUAGAAAACAGGACCUAAGUCAAACAAAUGUUCUUGCAAGUGUGAAUACAAAACAUUGUGUGAUUCCUAUGAGGGGUUUUCAAAAGUUGCCUACAAUGGAGACCAUUGCUUUAAUAAUACUCAGUGGGGACAAUAACUGCAUUCAGAACCCAAACAAAAACUGCCAAAUCUAAUUAUGUUAAGGAAAGUUACCCUUGGGCAGUGUGUUGGUUUUCUAUUGCUUUGUAAAUAAUUACCCCAAAGUCAGCAGCUUAAAACAAUACCUGUUUCUUAGAUCUGGCUUGGUAUGGCUGGAUUCUCUGCUCAGGGUGUCACAGGCUGAAACCAAGGGCCAGCAGGGCAGCACUCCCUUCGGGGGCUCUAGGGAGGCUGCUUCCGUGUUCGUUCAGGGGGUUAGCAGUUUCCGUUUCUGUCGGGUCUCACUCAGCUCCUUAAGGCUGGUGUGCUCCUCUCCAUGUUCAAACCAGAGAUGGCCAUCGAGCCCUCCUGCUUCUGUCCGCCUUCCUCCUGUUUUAAGGUUCAUGUGACUAGAUCCAGCCCACUGAGCUGGUCUCCCUGUUUUAAGGUCAUAGAACAUAUUCUCACAGGAGCGGCCCCUGUUCACAGGGUCCUGGGUUGGGGCAUGGAUAUGAGGGGAGGGCACUGUAGAAUUCUGCCUACCACCGGCAGUCACUUCACCCGCUGGGGCUGCGGGGGCAGUUUUAUCCUGGAAGCUGCAGUUGUUUUCUCCACUGAAAAGAACAGCCCUUGGCUGCAGCCUUCAACUUGUGUGUUUACUGAAUGAACUACAGAGACAGUUUUUCUUCCUAAGGGGAUUAUUCUGUAUUUUAAGUUAUUUUUUUAAUAAAAGUGAAUUAUGUUGUGUAUUGUGCUUAAUAGAAAAUGCAUUGUUGGACUGUUUUUGUAAUGUCCUGUUUACUGCAAAUGAAACAUGAUAUGGCUGGUAUUGUUUAAAAACUAGAAAGUACUUUUGUACAUAUCGGCAAUGUGAAAUUUGUAUACACUUCAUUCAAAUUCCCCAAGACUUGAAAGGGGGACCUUGUAGAAAUUAAAAUGUUACUUAGUCUAA